Messenger RNA from Eleginops maclovinus (Patagonian blennie), 3342 nucleotides. RefSeq names its product beta-1,3-galactosyltransferase 5-like. NCBI's taxonomy places the organism in Eukaryota, Metazoa, Chordata, Actinopteri, Perciformes, Eleginopidae. The transcript is spliced from 4 exons. Gene Ontology annotation, molecular function: N-acetyl-beta-D-glucosaminide beta-(1,3)-galactosyltransferase activity. The record is from RefSeq and is a predicted model, not a curated record. Gene Ontology annotation, cellular component: Golgi membrane. The coding region runs from base 158 to 1219 and encodes 353 amino acids.
AUUUUCAAAGCAGUGUGCUGCGGUUGUCUGCUCAGAAGGCUCAGUGUGUUGUCUGACACACAUUACCACCAACCACAACGCAAGAGGACAGUUACACAUCUACAGCAACAUAUUCACUUUUAGCUCUCGCAACAGAGAUCACUGCCUUUAGAAAAUUAUGGAGCGUUUUUCUUCCCAAAGUGAAAAAACUCCAUGGACAAGAGCUAAACGGUGGUGGUGUUUGUUGAUAAUGUUCCUGAUGUUGGUAACGUUUAUGUUAACUUUCUACAUUUCGAGACCCAAAGUGUCAUGGUCUUUGAAGUUUUGGACAAGGUUAAAGUCAAGCCAAUCUCACGACGAUAUGACUCCAGCGUUUACUACUUCACCAGAGGAUCCUUCACCGUACUUUGUGCCUUACCCUCACAGGUAUCGAUUCAUAUUGGACGAACCCCAUAGAUGUUUGCAGGAAAGACCUUUCUUAGUUCUUGUGAUUCCAGUCGCACCCCACAACAUAGACUCCCGUGACACAAUCCGUAACACAUGGGGGAAAGAAACCACAGUCCUGGGCCAAGUUGUGAGCCACUACUUUCUGCUGGGGCUGUCCAAAAAGGAAGAUGAGACUGCAACCCUCAAGGAGCAACUGCUAGAGGAAAGCCAGAGACAUCAUGAUAUUCUCCAGAGUGAUUUUUUGGACAGCUAUAAUAACCUCACCAUUAAAACCAUGGUCAUGUUUGAAUGGCUUGACUCCCACUGCCCCUACACCUCCUAUGCCAUGAAAAUAGACUCGGACAUGUUCCUCAAUGUCCACAACCUUGUUGACUUGCUUUUGAAAGCCCCCAAACAACUUUACAUGACAGGGAUGGUGGUGAGGAAUGCUUUUGUUGUAAGAAACCCAACAUCGAAGUGGUUUAUGCCCUAUUCUGCCUUCUCUGGGUACAUGUACCCACCGUAUGCCAUGGGACUGGGUUAUGUGUUGUCACUGGAUUUACCCAAGAAGAUACUGGAGGCAUCUGAACAUGUUAGAGCUGUUUACAUUGAAGAUGUGUAUGUGGGACUGUGUAUGGAGCAUUUGGGAAUCCAAAUGACAGAUCCUCCUCGUGGUGAUUUGUUUAGGGGAUUUCGUACUCAUUGGACAAGCGACUGUUACUGGACUUCUGUCAUUACAACAAUACUGCAAACCUCUAAACAGCUUUCAGAAGCAUGGAAAGCAUAUUGCACUGUGAAAACCACUGACUGCUAAGACAAUCAAAGACUGUUACCCACAUAACUUCAUAGCAGUGUUGCACGGUACAGCCAUGUUGCAGUAUGGCAGAUACAACACUGUAUCACUCUGUUAGAGUUGUUUUUGAAGGCCUUAAAAACACUCGCUGAUGUUCGUUGGUGGUCUUAACCUACCUCAUAACAAAGAAAUUAUAUUUUGUAUAUGCAAUAGUUGUCACUUCCUACACCAUUUAUGUAUGUAGUGACAGCUUAUGUGAUCUUCAGUCAGUUUUUUAAACUACUUAAAGUGAUAGUUGUAUUAAUAUUUAUGUUAUUAAUAAUUUAUGUCUAAUAGUAUAGACCAUUGGCAUUUUAUUCCUUUUACCCCCCUUUUGAAAGUUUGGAUUGUUGGGUCCUCAUUUGGUGCACCAAAUCUGAAACAAUGUGGAAGUAGGUGCCACAUACAGUUUAAGACAUACUGUACCUCAAAGGCUUUUGGUGCAUGUUUGGACACUUUAAAGUGUACCUAAAAACGCAUCUUUCAGCGAGUUAAGGCCUUACAAAAUAUGAACAUUUUGACGAAUAAUGUGUUGAUAUCCUAAAGGGUUUGCAAAGUUUGCACAAAUUAUUUAAAAUAUGUCAAUACUUGCACAGUUGUAGGAUGGAUAUGUUGUGUUCAUGCAGCUUUCAUGUCUAACACAUCAAAUUUAAAUGUGUUUUAAACUCAGCAGUAGUUACCAAGCUGUGAAACAAUGGAGUUGUAUUCACCAAAAGCGGCUACAUGUGAAUCAUAUUUUUAAUGUUACUUUAAAGGUACAAUGUGUAAUACCAAGCCACCUGCUACAAGGAAAUAGGGUACGAUAUUGUAUCUCUACUAUGUAAAGUGGCUCUGGGGGAUGGAGCUUAAGUUAGCAGCUGUGCUGGAACAUUGUUACAUUGAGCUAAUUUUGUGAUGGCAGUAACAGAAAAUGUAGCAAUCUGCUAACGGAAGAUCCGCCCAUCUCCUGAUCCCCUAUGAAUAUAGUAUAGAGAGGUGCAGGGAUGACGUGUUUUUGCAGGCUGACCCGGAAGUAAACUGCCCAUGGGUUCCCUCGACAAAAAGUCUAUGCAAUUUCUCCAUAGGGUUUUGGAAUAUUGUAAAAAAUAAGGUCUUUGGAAAACGAACCUGUUUGAUAAGUGCACGUGUUGUUCAGCUGGAUAAUCUCCACAUGUCUACCCUACUUUUAUCAUUUUCAAAUCAUAAAUCUAAUCGCCAGAAGCAAAAUUCUAACGUUAUGCUAUAAACGAACUACAGACGAGUACAGCAGGGUCGCAUGACUUCAACACCACGCCAACUGAAGAUCCUUUCAACUGAUAAAAUACACCAAAAAAACAAAAGUGGUAUUACAAUAAAAGACUUGGGCCAGGGCUCAGCUAGCGAUUUCAUUUUAGUAGAUAUCUCUGCAGUGCAAUAGGCUACAUAGACAUCUAUGACUUAACAUAAACACCAUUAGCCUACACCUUAAAUGAUGUUGAUAAUGAUACUUAUUUUAAUGGUUUAAAUUUAAAUUCUUAUCUUAACCAAUGCAACUUUAAUGAUAUGAUGAUAUUGUGUAUGAUAAGUACAAAAUGACUAGCCUUCACCAAAGAAACUAACCAGACAAGAGAAAGAGGUCUGCUAUACAAUGUUGCCAUGUCACUUGGGAAAUUCCAGACAGUCUGCUGCAAACAUUUUAAGUUGCAACAACUCUUAAAUAAUCUCAAUAACCAUGACAUCUUUAAAAAGCUUUCAACAGCAACAUACAGCUUUUCUUUUGUCAUACAUGUGGUGGCACACUUGGCUGUAAACAGAAGAACAGUUUUUUUACUUUCUCUAGUGGAAUGGCGGCACUGAAGAUGGCAAUGUCAGACCUUUUAUUGUUCAGUCCACCACUUUGGUGCAUUCUAAAAUAUCUGUUUUGCAUAAUGUGAAAUCCCAAAAUGGUAUUCAUCAGCCUUUAAUGAAGGUAUUUAUAAGUAAAAAUGGCAUGUAUCACAUGAAAUUGAUCAGAUAAUUAAAAAAUACAACUGUCAAUGUAUGUAUGAUUCUAAUUGUAACAAUUGAUAUGUUUAUUUAAAUAGACGUUCAUUAUGUAUUUAUCUAUUCUGUGCAUAAAUAAAUAAAUAUAUAUUUCCAUUUUCUAA